AUGUUUUCCUUACCAGCAACCUUCGCUAUCGUGACACGACAUUACCGCGAACGACAUUACCGCGAACGACAUUACCGCGAGCGACAUUACCGCGAACGACAUUAUCGCGAACGACGUUACCGCGAACGACGUUAUCGCGAACGACGUUACCGCGAACGACAUUACCGCGAACGACGUUACCGCGAACGACGUUACCGCGAACGACGUUACCG
Molecule: messenger RNA, 212 nt
Organism: Didymodactylos carnosus
Lineage: Eukaryota; Metazoa; Rotifera; Eurotatoria; Philodinida; Philodinidae
Source: the annotation of a GenBank genome assembly